AUGUCUCUUACUCCUACCCGUACCAUCUCGAUUCGGCCUGUCGACCUCAGCCUCGACGAAGACACAGCUCUUCUCAAAACGGCAUGUACACACCUCCAGUCCACUCUGGGCCACAAGGGCGCGAAGCUCGACGAGCGCGUCAGCUCGAUGCUGGACUAUCUGAGCGCAUGUGACAAUGAUACCAGCAAGAUCUGGGUCGCGGACGUGGAGGACUGUGGCGUCACUGACGCCGACUCGCCUGACCAAGUGUUGAGAUCUGUCGGUUGUCUGGGGAGGUAUUCGAGGGAUGGCAAGGAUGGUGGCUAUUCCGACGAGGACCAUGAUGGGCGGUAUGCCGUGCUUCAUGCGCUUUACGUUGAUGCCAAAGCCAAAGAAUGGGGAGUCGACAAGCAGCUCUAUGCCACGGCAAUGCACCCCGAUCCGACCAUCAAGUCAACGAGGACGUAUCUCGACAAGCUGUCUGAUGGACUGAAGGACCUGUGUGAAGAGGAUGAGUUCGUAUUGGAGUUCGAGUCCGGCCGGAAAGAAGGAUUCCUCGUCAAGCGUACGCCCCUGAAUGCGCGCAGGAGCCUGGCGAGACAGACAUUAGGACAGGCCCUCGCGUCGGCGUUAGCGUCGCAGACAAACGAUGACCCGAACAAGCUCAUCUCGACCACUUCGGUAUUCAGGGCGCUGCCAUCCAUCUCCGGUGACGCGUCCUUCAACAUCAGAAAGAUAUCCGCUGCUUCUCCGCCGACCAAGUCAGAUCUCAGGCUCCUGCGCGAGUCGCAGAUCCACUUUCUCCUAUCGCAAGAGGGCGUUCAUCCUGACACCGAAUUCAACGACGACAUCCUGACAUGCCUCAAGCUCGUCGCGGACGGAUCGGCGGAGAAGUGGACCGAUCCUGGACAGUCUGAUCACGAGAAACGCACGCUGUGGAUUGCCGAAAUCGAUGUUCAAGAUGAAGCCCUAGUGGGCGCAUCGACGAGGACAGAGUCGAUCGGCUGCAUCGGGAUGCUCACGCAGACCAGCCAAUGGGAUGACCCGAAGACGACGACAGAGUUUCACGCCCUCUACGUGCGCCCAGUGCAUCAGCAACGGGGCGUAGCAGCUGCACUCGGCACACGGGCACGGAGCGAGGCGGCUGUGGGCGAGCUACGCGCAUGUGUGGCCGAGAAUAACCCUCUAUUCGAGAGGCUGUUUGAGCUAUACCAAACCGGAGGGAUGGUUCCUGACUCAUCGCAGCCCUACACUGAUCAUUUAGGUCUGACGGGAGAAGGAUAUCGGGUCAGGAAUCUGGUCGGCGUGAAACGAGCCGCAACCUCAGCGUCGGCGGACGCGGUGCCGCAGACAGAGGAGCAUCGUGCGACAGGUGUUCUCGCUGAGGAUGGGAGACGGGUAUGA
Messenger RNA from Dioszegia hungarica, 1383 nucleotides. RefSeq lists its product as uncharacterized. The record is from RefSeq and is a predicted model, not a curated record. The coding region runs from base 1 to 1383 and encodes 460 amino acids. The transcript has a single exon. NCBI's taxonomy places the organism in Eukaryota, Fungi, Basidiomycota, Tremellomycetes, Tremellales, Bulleribasidiaceae. Gene Ontology annotation, molecular function: acyltransferase activity, transferring groups other than amino-acyl groups.